CGCAAGAACUCGCACGUUCCACGAGGAAGACUUAGUUUCAAUCAGCAUCACCAAACCUUUUACCAUGUCGGACUUCCAAAAUGUGGCCACCAUUUACGGCAGAUGGUUGGAGGCCGUCAGUCAUCGGGACUGGGCCACCGCCUCAAACCAUAUCGCCUCGGAACUGAUUCGCAACGAUGAGACAAUCUCAAGUAUCACAUUUCUUCAAGACUUGCAGAAGAGAGCAGAAGCCAUUCCAGAUAUCAAGACAGAGAUCUUUAUGGUUGUCGCCGACAAAACCUCUGGAAAGAUUGCUUCGAUAAUCACUCAUAGAGGCACCCUAGUCAAGCCCUACAAAGGCUUUGAGGUGACUCGCGAGCAAAUUGAGUGGUCGGAGUAUGUCUUUUGCGAGUUCAACAACGAGAAGAUGGACUCAUAUACGAGUUUGUCAGAUUGUGAUACGGUUGGAAAUACCAGCACUCACAUGUCGAACCCACCCACCUCAAAUCGAAUAAUCAACGGGAAGAGCGAUCUUGGCCUUGAGAUUCUUUAUCAACAAUACAUUCACGCCAUCAACACUCUCACGAUGGCGGAACACUUCCCCAGUUACUGCCAGGCGCAGGUAGUUCACAACGGCAGACGUCUGUCCAUGGACGAGUACCGCGGCUUCAUCGAAUCCAGCUUCGACGAAAUUCAAGGGCUGCGGUUCACGAUUGCCAAGUUGGUGGCAGACGAGGAGGCGCAGCGGAUAGCAGCAAGGCUGGAGUUCUCAGGGCGGCCCGUUACCGAAUUCCGGGGUAUUCAGCCCACUGGGAACGAGGUCGAAUUUUCCGAGCACGUAUUGUAUGAGCUUGAUGACGGAAAGAUUGCGAGAGUUUGGUCCGUGCUUGAUUUGGAGGCUUAUCGAGCAAGCUUGGAGGAUUGAGGUGCAGGUAGAAGCUAGACUUGCUUGCAUUAUUUGAUGGUAUUAAAAUGUCGAUGACGGACUGCUAUAAACUAGACAAAAAUACUAGAGAUUCUGAGGUGGAAUCAAAC
Molecule: messenger RNA, 1014 nt
Organism: Ilyonectria robusta
Lineage: Eukaryota; Fungi; Ascomycota; Sordariomycetes; Hypocreales; Nectriaceae
Product: SnoaL-like polyketide cyclase-domain-containing protein
Exons: 1
Coding region: 65-904 (279 amino acids)
Biological process (GO): polyketide metabolic process
Source: RefSeq, a predicted model, not a curated record